GGCUACACCAUACGUGACGAUUUACGGAAGUAGUUCAGCUUUCAACUGUGAGCAUUCGAGAAAUCCAAAACAUGGAACAAAAUAAUGACGGGAGUUUGGCCCAGGUCCGGCAUGUUGUGUUGGUGCUGUCAGGGAAGGGAGGUGUGGGCAAGAGCACCAUCACCACGGAGCUAGCUCUGGCUCUCAGGCAUGCUGGCAAGAAGGUUGGCAUCCUGGAUGUUGACCUAUGUGGGCCCAGUAUCCCCCGCAUGCUGAAUGUGGGUCACACUGAUGUGCACCAGUGUGAUGCAGGAUGGGUGCCUGUCUACACUGAUGCUGAAAAGAGCCUCGCCCUCAUGUCCAUUGGCUUCUUGCUUGAGGACCCAGAUGAAGCAGUGGUGUGGAGGGGACCCAAGAAAACAGCUAUGAUUGGCCAGUUUGUGUCAGAUGUAGCAUGGGGAGAGCUGGACGUGUUGCUAGUGGACACACCGCCAGGGACGUCUGACGAACAUAUAGCAGUACUGGAGAACCUGAAAAAACACAGAGUGGAUGGAGCCAUUUUGGUCACCACACCUCAGGCAGUGUCCACGGGGGAUGUGAGGAGGGAGGUCACCUUCUGUAAGAAGACAGGUGUACGGAUCCUGGGCAUCGUCGAGAACAUGAGCGGCUUUGUUUGUCCGUACUGCUCGGAGUGCAGCAAUAUAUUCUCAAAAGGAGGUGGCGAAGAGUUAGCCAAGCUGACAGGAUCAACAUUCCUAGGUUCAGUGCCCUUGGAUCCUGCGCUCAGCACCAGUAUAGAGGAAGGCAAGGACUUCAUACAGUCGUUUCCAGACAGCGCCACCUUCAGUGCCAUCAGCAGCAUUUGUCAGACUCUGCUCGACAGCCUCCAAACUGCUUGAGUAACAUUUUAGCACACAGUUCUUGAGGCGUUGACCACAGAGCGAAGAUUACCAGCUCUUGCCGCAGUUGCACAGGAAGUGGUGAACACUGUAGGACAGCAACUCAGCUAAUCUGCUUUACAGCAAAAUGUAGAGACGUCGUUUUGUCAUAAAAAUGCCACGUCAUGCUGCCUGAGUAGGAUUUACAGUGUCACAGCAAAAUGUACAGCACCGUGUUUGGAAGCCAGUCAAAAAUCUAAGUUGGAAUCUUCUUUAAUUCGAUUGUGACACACAUGUCGACACAUCAGGAUAACUUCAAUAUCAGUGGUAAUACAGGAUUGUAGAUUGGCGCUUUAGUAAAUGCGUCAGCAGCAGUUCCACUUUCAGAAAACAAACUCCAGAUCAAAUUGGACCAGUCCUUGCAUGGCGGAAAAACUAGGCCAAACUUGAGCGCUAAUCUCACUGGAUUCCUGCCGCGUGCUACAAACGAUACCAACGAGUCUCCUUGUGUCAUUUUGAUUUGUGUUUUUUAAGAGGACGUUUAACUCUUCUUGAUCUGGAUUAAAUCUUCUGAAACUAGCCUGCUCCUCGGCUUCAUAUCCAACAGCAACAAAACACUGAAACCCAUGCAGGAUCGUAAUGGCUGGAAUGUGGAAGAGAUGAAGU
This is a messenger RNA of Epinephelus fuscoguttatus (brown-marbled grouper), 1523 nucleotides long. It is a transcript of the gene nubp2, whose product is annotated as nucleotide binding protein 2 (MinD homolog, E. coli). The record is from RefSeq and is a predicted model, not a curated record. The coding region runs from base 72 to 878 and encodes 268 amino acids. The transcript has 8 exons. Gene Ontology annotation, biological process: iron-sulfur cluster assembly. Gene Ontology annotation, cellular component: cytosol. Lineage: Eukaryota; Metazoa; Chordata; Actinopteri; Perciformes; Serranidae. Gene Ontology annotation, molecular function: ATP binding; 4 iron, 4 sulfur cluster binding; ATP-dependent FeS chaperone activity.